Molecule: messenger RNA, 2037 nt
Organism: Acanthocheilonema viteae
Lineage: Eukaryota; Metazoa; Nematoda; Chromadorea; Rhabditida; Onchocercidae
Source: the annotation of a GenBank genome assembly
AUGAGCUCAAUGAUGACAUUGGCUCUCUUGUCCAUAUUCACUUUCUCACUGGUACCUUUAGCUGCUGUUGAAAUCGAUAGAAGUAACAUGAAAUAUUUGGGUUUAAUUCCGAAUGUGAUUGACGCAAGUGCAAAAUUACCACCUGUGGGAAUUCUUCGAGGUCACGUUACUGUAUUUGGACAGUAUAAGGAGUGCAUGUUGGCCAAACAGCAAUUACCGAAUUCUACGCGUGUUAUCGCUGGCAGUUACGUGAGGCAAGUAAUUAUAACACCAUUUACUGACACAUUUACUGAUGUGAAGAUCUUUGUUGAUAAGAAGUUAAGAAAUUACAAAGCAAAAGAUGCUUGCAAAUUAAGCGAAUACGGUGUCGCUAAUCCAUCGUUUGAUGUUUGCUUGCCCUCGUCAUGCGACCACCACAACACGUUGAUGACACUUAGCCGCUCACUGAUCAAAUUCAAUGGUUCUACUCCCGUAUGUACUAUAAAGCAGGCAUCUGUUCGGUACAGACCUAUCGAUCAUAAGACGUGGAUUGUACUAGCAGUAAUAGCAUUGACCGGAACGAUUGCUACAUCAGCAACUGCAUGGGAUCUGUUUACGACUUAUUGUACUUCUAACUAUCACAGGCUGCCUUCAGUCGAAACAGCAUGCUGGUUCCAUUGCUUAAUGACAUUUUCGGUAAUCCGAAAUACCAAAGAUAUAUUCAGUAUCGAGCCUUCUAAUAAACCAGGCCAAAUAGGACCGAUUCAUUUCAUGCGUUUCAUUAGUAUGGUGUGGGUGAUCCUCGGACAUGCGACAAUAGGCUACAUGAUGUUGAGUUCAAACAUCUUAGACUGUAAGGAAACAUUUAAAAAUCUGUGGACGCAAGUUUUAACGAAUGCAUUCUUUUCCGUGGACACAUUUUUCUUCAUGUCCGGUUUAUUAGUAUCAUAUAUUUGGUUCAAAGAAUAUCGCAAAGAUAAGAAGAAAGCAAUAUCACUUACCACUUGGCUCGCAUUUUACAUCCAUCGAAUAAUUCGGCUCUCACCACCUUAUUAUAUCACAAUAGCAUUUUAUUCAUUUGUAUUAAAGUCAUUCUUGGUUAAUACGCCGUACAUUUUAACAACAUUUGAUGAUCAAUGCGAAAGAAGUUGGUGGACCAAUUUCUUAUAUCUCAACAAUUUUAUCUAUUAUAAUGAUCAAUGCUAUCUGGUGGCAUGGUAUCUGGCAACUGAUUUUCAACUCCACGUUUUCGCACCAGUAUUGCUGGUACCGUUAGCAUUGAAACCUGUAUUGGGAUAUAUAACAGCUGGCCUACUCAUAUUAAUUUCAACUGUUGUGAAUUUUGUGACAGUGUAUAAGGAAUACUUCCCACCAACGGAUUUCUUUAUAGGUGUCAUGGAUCCAAGAAUGGAUUCAUCGAGACCCUAUUCGCUGCUGAUCUAUCAAGCACCUUGGAUCCGAUGUCAGGUUUACGUCAUAGGCAUUCUAGUUGGUUAUCUGUUUCAAACAGUAAAAACUCUUCAUAUAUCAAAGUUAAUAAACAUUAAUUGCUGGAUUAUUUCAUUAAUAUCUGGCCUACUUCUGAUAAUAUCGUUAAGAGAUUGGAUAGGUUAUGACAUUGUGAUGGAUUUAUCUCUGCGAGCUUUUUAUUCGGCAUUUAGUAAGCUUGCAUGGGGUUUAGCUCUCGCUUAUAUUACGGUCGCUUGCUUUUACGGUUACGGAGGACCAAUAAACGAUUUCAUGUCAUUACCUGUAUGGAAGCCAUUGGGUCGACUUACUUAUUGCACAUAUCUAACACAUUUAAUUGUAUUGAUAUAUAUGGUAUGCAUAGGGGUUAAUGCAUUUAGUUUCUCGAGUAUUACUCAUACAUUCCUCGUCUUCACAAUACCAUGUUGUAUCAUUUCGUGGUUCUUUGCUUAUUGGUUGAGUAUUCUGUUUGAACUACCAGCAAGUAAGUUGGAGAUGAUAUUGCUGGACAAAAUUCGUAAUAAAUCAUUGCAAAAACAAGCAGCGGAGCAAAUCAUCCGAUUAUCAAUGGCGAGUUACAAAGAAAGGUAG